AUGGCUUUCGACGAGGAAAACGACGGGUUGCUCCCCGUGACGGCGCCCCACAUGGCGCCAAAGAAACAGGCGGCUAAAACAGUGGUGCUCCCGCGGAAAGACUACUUGAACUUCGUAGUCUUGAUUCUCUUGUACACGCUCCAGGGCGUGCCGGUGGGGCUAGCGUUCGGCUCGGUGCCGUUCAUCUUGAAGUCCAAGCUCUCGUAUUCGCAGGUCGGCGUGUUCUCGUUGGCCUCGUACCCGUACUCGCUCAAGCUCCUCUGGUCGCCCAUCGUGGACGCGAUAUACAGCAAAAACAUCGGGCGGCGCAAGUCGUGGAUCUUGCCCGUGCAGCUGGUUUCGGGGCUCACGCUUCUAUACUUGGGGCUGGUCAUCGACAAGUUCAUGGCGGACCCGGCCUCGCAUUUGCAGACAAUCACGUUCUGCUUCUUCCUGUUGGUGUUUCUCUGCGCCACGCAGGAUAUAGCCGUUGAUGGCUGGGCCUUGACGUGUCUCUCGCCCGAAAGCUUGUCGUUCGCGUCCACGGCGCAGACCAUCGGCAUGAACUGCGGCUACUUCUCCAGCUUCACGGUGUUCUUGGCACUCAGCUCCCCCGAGUUCGCCAACAAAUACUUGCGCAGCACUCCGCUCGAAGAGGGCCUCUUCGACUUGGGCAGCUACCUCUCGUUCUGGGGGUGGAUGUACUUGAUUGUGACCGUGGUGAUGUUCUUCAUCCCCGAGGAGCCGUCCCACUUGCGCACGCGGAACAGCGAGAAGCACUCCAUGGAGCACUACAAGAACGAAGACCACCACAAUCGGUACACGGCCCUGGCGCCCAAGUACUGGCAGGAGUUGAAGACGGUGUACGUGUCGAUGAUUGCCGUGUUCAAGCUCCCCAAUGUGCAGACGUUGAUGGUGAUUUUGUUGUUGGCCAAGCUCGGGUUCCAGGUCAACGAGGCCGCCACCAACCUCAAGCUUUUGGAGAAGGGCCUCACCAAAGAGGACCUCUCCAUCACCGUGUUGAUUGACUUCCCCUUCGAGAUGAUCUUCGGCUACUAUGCCGGCCGCUGGUCGUCGGGGAAAAGCCCCUUGAAGCCGUGGUUGAUCGGCUUCGCCGGCCGCUUGUUCGCGGCUCUCUGGGCCCACUUGAUUCUCUACUACUUCCCCAAGAUCGAGAACGGCGAGGUGCCGUACAGAUUGUUUCUUGUCAUCAUCGUGCAGCACUUGCUCGGGUCGUUCAUGUCGACCAUCCAGUUUGUUUCGCUCUGCGCAUUCCACACCAGGAUUGCGGACCCGGCCAUCGGCGGCACGUACUUGACGGCACUCAACACACUUUCCAAUUACGGUGGCACGUGGCCCAAGUUGAUCAUAUUCUACUUGAUCGACAAGUUCACCUUGGCCACGUGCCACGUGCAGUCCACGACCACGGUGUACCCCAUCUAUUCUGACGAGGAGAAGCAGUCGUGCUUGGCAACGGGCGCGUCUGUCCACAUCGUGCGUGAUGGGUACUUCUACACCAGCACCAUCUGCAUCUCGCUUGGCGUCCUCAUCUGGUUCUGGGCCAAACGGCGAGUCAUGCAUUUGCAAGCACUUCCCCAAUCCGCUUGGCGGGUGAAUAAAGCCUGA
Molecule: messenger RNA, 1605 nt
Organism: Metschnikowia bicuspidata var. bicuspidata NRRL YB-4993
Lineage: Eukaryota; Fungi; Ascomycota; Pichiomycetes; Serinales; Metschnikowiaceae
Exons: 1
Coding region: 1-1605 (534 amino acids)
Cellular component (GO): membrane
Molecular function (GO): acetyl-CoA transmembrane transporter activity
Source: RefSeq, a predicted model, not a curated record